Messenger RNA from Komagataella phaffii GS115, 1536 nucleotides. Its product is annotated as Component of the ESCRT-II complex. Lineage: Eukaryota; Fungi; Ascomycota; Pichiomycetes; Pichiales; Pichiaceae. Bases 1 to 1536 code for a protein of 511 amino acids. Gene Ontology annotation, biological process: protein transport to vacuole involved in ubiquitin-dependent protein catabolic process via the multivesicular body sorting pathway. Gene Ontology annotation, cellular component: late endosome membrane; ESCRT II complex. The transcript has a single exon. Gene Ontology annotation, molecular function: ubiquitin binding; phosphatidylinositol-3-phosphate binding. The record is from RefSeq and is a predicted model, not a curated record.
AUGACGUGGAAAAAAAUCAAGGCUACUCAAAGCGGUAGACCGUUUUUUGAUGACAUUGAUGAAGUCAUAGUUUAUAUUCAGGACGACAUAGGUCUCUACCAAGAUAACACUAAGCUGGACAAGUUUCAAACGGUCAGAUUCUAUCUAACAAAUAAGCGUUUGAUAUUCAUUAAUGAGCUUUUUCCGGAGGAGAACUAUUACAUAUUACUUCAUGAGAUUCAGGAGGUCUCCUUGUACCAAGGUUUCAUCAAUUCCUCCCCCAAACUAAUACUUGAUUUGGUUAAGACCGAAGGAGAAGAGACGAAAAGGAUGUACAGAAUUUCCUGGAUUUGCACAAUUUGCUCUUUCAGUAACCACGUUCAGUUAGAUAAACCAUUGGCUAAGUUUAAUGAGGCUAACAACGAAAUCAAUUUUAAAUGCUCUAUGUGUGGUAUAAAACCAGAAAGACUUAUACUAAAAGAUGGAUCCUCUAAGGCAGAUUCCUUCGAACCUGAGCUCAAACCCGUAGAAGCAACAACAGCGUCCAAGAGAAAGCACAGGUGUCCUCAGUGUACGUUUGUCAAUCAUCCUUCAAUGCUGAAUUGUGAAAUGUGUAAUUUUCCUUUGAGAGAUAAGGAUAGCUUUGAUGAUUCAGACAUUCUACUUGGAUCCAAAGACUCAACCACGUUCAAAUUGUCUUUUCAUGAUAAAAAAGUUCAGCCUUUUAGUGAUAAACUUCAGCAUUAUAUUGAGAAGAGCCAGCAUGAUUUUCUCAAGCGGUUCAAUAGGAUGAACAUGAACGUCGUUCAGCAACCAGCUUCCCCUGUUGGUCCUUCAAAGGAAACUCCAAAAAAGGGUAUCCAUGAUCUAGAGAAUAAUUCCUCAAAUUUCAUUGAUAGUUCUUUUCUUAAUGAUUCUCUGAGUGGUUUAGGGAGACUAAUGAGACAUGCUGAAAAGCUUAUUCGGCUAAGUGAAUCCAUGAAACCAUUGAUGAUGAACCUGCAUCAGUGUUCACAUGAAAAUCAUCAGUUGAUUUCCCUGUUAAAGUCCAACAAACCUCCCCAUAAAAUCAACAAUGGAAUUAUAGUGGAAUCUGAUACAAAGAAAUCACUUUAUCACAAAGAGGUUGCCCGACAAUUGGUAGAAUUUAUUUUGAAUUACGAUCUGGUGCAAAACGACUUUAUCUCAUUAUGUGAGCUGUACAAGUUGUACAACAAAUCCAGAGGGCUCAAUCUUUUAUCUCCUUCAACUUUCAAACUCAUCUGUGAACAACUUGAAAAUGUAAACUCAAUCGUGAAGUUGUAUCAGAUUGAAUACCACAACAAUAACAGCUUUUACAUUAUUUCGAAAACUAGUUCCACCAAUUACAACCUGUCGAACAAAGUCAAUACGUUGUUGGAGGAAAAUCCGUCAGAUUUGAAACAACUUCAAAUCGCUAUGAACAACUGUAACUUCUCCAUUCUCAAAUCUGUCGUCGAUGAACUCUGCAGUGAAGGUGUGAUUGUAUUGGAUCAGUCAAUCGGAGGCAAUGUAUAUUACAUAAAUCAUUAUUUUUAA